AGAGGAGGAACCAAAAGCCGCAGGGAUGUCAGGGAAGGGGGUAUGGAGUCUGAGCACAACAAGGAGGAACAACAGCGAAAGGAUGUUCAUUUGAGAGUAAUAGGCAUUAAUCACAGACUUCGCCUUCAUUAGCAGUGCAACAGAGAAUGCCAAGAAUCAGAGUGAGGAGGACAAACAGAGGGCUGGUGCCACCAGCAAUAUAUGAAAGGGCAUAUGCAGCAGUGGUGGAGGGGGCCAGCAUUAGGAAGGUGGCUAAGGAGUAUGGCGUGAGCCAUGGCACUCUUGCUCGCUAUGUCAAGAGGAGAGGAGAGGCCGAGCCGGGAAGAGCUAUUACCCCUCCAGGCUACUGGACCCCAACCAAUAGGGUCUUUACAGAUGGUCAGGAGGAGAAACUGUACGCCUGCCUAGAAAGGGCGGACUUCAGCCUGAGCCCUAGAGAGGUACGAAAGUUGGCAUUUGAGCUAGCAGUGGGGUACAACUGCAGCUUCCCACCAUCUUGGCAGGAAAAAAAGAUGGCAGGGAAGGAUUGGUUUGCCUCCUUCAUGGAGCGCAGUGGAAGCCUCUCCAGACGCAAUCCUCAGGCAACUAGUAACUCCCAUUUUACUAGUUUUCACAAGACCAAAGUGGCAGCCUUCUUUACCAACUUAAAGAUUGUUCUUGACCGCCACAGCUUCCAGGCCAAGGACAUCUGGAACAUGGACGAGACUGGAGUUACAACCGUCCAGGCGCCGGUCGGGGCAGUGACUUCUGCAGAGACUGGGACACUGGUCACCGUUGCCCUGGCAGGAAAUGCACUGGGUAGAGUUAUCCCUCCCUUUUUCAUUUUCCCCAGGAAGCAAUUCCAGUCGCAUUUCCUCAAGGGUGGUCCAGUUGGCUGCACUGGAUCAGCAAAUGGCAGUGGGUUGAUGCAGGAGGACGACUUCCUGCAGUAUUUGGCCCACUUUGCAGGCAACGCCCGGGUCAGCAAAGAGUCCAAGCUGCUGCUCCUCCUGGACCCUUCUCAUCUAUCCCUCAGAGCCAUCGAUUACUGCAGGGAAAAUGGGAUUGUGUUAUUGUCUUUCCCUCCCUACUGCACCCACCGUCUGAAGCCAAUGGACCGCAGUGUCCUUGGCCCUCUGAACACCUACGUCAACUCGGCCGCAGAUCAGUGGAUGAGGGUGCAUCCAGGCACAAACCUUACCGUUUAUGAUGUCCCAUCCAUAGUCUCAUCGGCCUUACCUCUGGCGGUGCAGGAGUCAAAUGUCACCUCUGGGUUUUCUGGAACUGGGAUUUGGCCCUUCAACCCCUUGACAUUUGACAAAGAUGACUUUGCGCCUUCCUAUGUAACUGACCAGGUCCAAGAGGCUGAAAACACCAGUGAUUCAACAGUCUCUGAUGAAGCUGCCCAAGAAUACAGCCCGGAGUUUGUCCAUCCUUUCCCCAAGGCUGGCCCUAGAAAAAAUACAAUGAGAAAAGGGAUAAGGAGGACAACUGCAAUACUUACGGACUCUCCGGUGAGGGCAGCUUGGGAGGAGGCGAGACACCAGCGUCGACCUAAGCCAUCCUCCAAGGCAAAGGCACAGACAAAAAAGCUCUUCUCGCCCCCCACCACUUGCACCGCUGCUAGGCCCUCUGCUGCAGCUGCAGCUGCCACCGCCGCGGACACCUGCCCGUCUGUGGAGGUCACCCUUACUGAGGAGUGCCUGGUGUGCUGCGGGUCCUUCAGCGACUCCGUGCCUGGAGAGGUGUGGAUGCAGUGCCUUCUCUGCUAUGGCUGGGCACACGGGGUCUGCACAGAUGGAAUGGGGGACUAUGUGUGCCACAACUGUGAUGUGGAGCAAAGGUGGAGGAAUAACAAUGAGAUACUAAAUAUAAUUGUAGUGCAAUAGUAAUAAUAAUAAUAAUAAAAAAGUA
Molecule: messenger RNA, 1893 nt
Organism: Sardina pilchardus (European sardine)
Lineage: Eukaryota; Metazoa; Chordata; Actinopteri; Clupeiformes; Clupeidae
Exons: 6
Coding region: 147-1868 (573 amino acids)
Cellular component (GO): nucleus
Molecular function (GO): DNA binding
Source: RefSeq, a predicted model, not a curated record